GGCGCGUCCUGCAUCGGCACGCGUUCAACAGCAGACAGCAGAGGAGAGAGAAGCGGACAGAGGAGCUUAACAGUCACCAAAUAAACCCCGAGAGCACCCUAAAACUAAACAUGGUCGACCGCGAGCAGCUGGUGCAGAAAGCCAGACUGGCCGAGCAGGCGGAGAGAUAUGAUGAUAUGGCUGCAGCCAUGAAAUCGGUGACAGAGCUGAAUGAAGCCCUGUCCAACGAGGAGAGGAACCUGCUCUCGGUGGCCUACAAGAAUGUAGUUGGAGCACGUCGUUCCUCCUGGCGCGUCAUUUCCAGCAUCGAGCAGAAGACCUCAGCGGAUGGCAACGAGAAAAAAAUUGAGAUGGUUCGCGCUUAUCGCGAAAAGAUCGAGAAGGAGCUGGAGACCGUGUGCCAAGAUGUGCUCAACCUCCUCGACAACUUCCUGAUCAAGAACUGCAGCGAGACCCAGCACGAGAGCAAAGUCUUCUACCUGAAGAUGAAGGGCGACUACUAUCGUUACCUGGCGGAGGUGGCGACAGGGGAAAAGAGAGCCGCGGUGGUGGAGUCUUCAGAGAAAUCCUACAGCGAGGCUCAUGAGAUCAGCAAAGAGCACAUGCAGCCUACGCACCCCAUUCGCCUGGGUCUGGCGCUCAAUUACUCCGUCUUCUACUACGAGAUUCAAAACGCACCCGAACAAGCCUGCCAUCUUGCCAAGACGGCUUUCGAUGAUGCAAUUGCCGAAUUGGACACCCUGAACGAAGACUCCUACAAAGACUCGACCCUCAUCAUGCAGCUGCUGCGAGACAACUUGACGCUCUGGACGAGCGAUCAACAAGAUGACGAGGGAGGCGAAGGCAACAAUUAAAGCGUUGAAGAAAAGCGAAGAUCUUUUGAGACCCUUUUCCUCUCAGCCGUAACAUAAAACACGCGUGCUCACACUACAAAGAAAAACAAAUAAAAAUUUCACAAGAGGGAGGCAUGAUGGAACUGUGUCAGCCAUGUCUGCUGAUAAGUAAAGCAGCGCAGUUUUCUUUGAUUUCCACUAAAUUAAGAUUAAAGAAAUACGUUAGAUAAAUCGAAUGAUAUGCCUCAAAUCAAAAUUAAGCAGUUCUAAAGAUUAAAAAAUAAACCUCUCCUUCUGUGACGUUUACUUUUUGAGGAAAAAGUCUGGUCAGUACGUCGGUCUACUCAAUAAGGCUGAAAAAGGGUUACGAUACACCCUGGCAUAGUGACUGUUCUUGUAGUGAAAUACAAAGCGGAGCUGCUUAUAUUAAUUUACAUUUGGAGUAAGGAGUACAUCGAGGGUUGGCUUAAGGUUAAAAAAAAAAAAAACGAAAAAAAAAAACGUAAGUGAAAACUUGAAUGUUAUCGCCUCGCAAAAAUAGGAGUUUGCAAACAGGCUGCACUGAGCGUCAACGGUCGUGUUUUUGUCUUUGAUAUUCGUUCAUAGGGAUUCUGAAAUGCACCCACUAAUAUUUACAAGUCGUUUAUUAUGUCGACUGAUUAUUUGUGCAAUUUAUGAUACACAUCGUUAGUCUGCAUCUCACCACACUGAACUACUGUAUUACAGUAAUGUUGAUUAAGUGUGCGAAAAUAACAGUUAUGACUACCCCAGUUACAGUCCAAUGCUAAAAGCUCUCACCAAAAUUAACAAUGAUUGCAGUCGUUAUUAUUAUCAUUAUUAGUAUGGAAAUUUAAUAUCGUGUCAAGCCUGACCUACAACGUACGAAAAUAUAACUUCAUUUUAAUGCGUUGAAGAGUAGUUCUAAAUAGUAUAGACGAAAUAAUCAAAUGGUACAGGCAUAAAAAUAUAGCGAAUAAUAAUAAUAAAACUGACUAAAAAUAAGUGCAAACAACUAAAUCCCAAUGCUUAAUGACCACUACAAAAUUAAAGCAAUGCAUAAUGCAUUAAUACACUCAGUUAGUAUUACUGGUACCAUAGACUAUUUUUUGAUUAGUUUAAUUUAUUUUUGCAAGUUUUUGACAGUGGACAGGCAUAAAAUAGCUUUUGUUAACUUUGUAAUUCUCAUGAAAUGCACUUGCCUAUUAUACUGUUUCUCAGUGUUGGACGAUUACAGCUCCAAUAUUCUUGAUAAUACAAUAUUGUGCAUGCUGGUGACGUAUUUAUAUACCAUAGCUUGACUUUAUUAACUUUAAAAACUGUAGAUGUUAUGUAUUCAUAUGAACGAUGAGAAGAAUUGAAUCUGAUUAUUUUAUAUUUAUUACUUUUUAUUGGAUUGUUAUGAUUUUUUUUUUAUUAUUAUGUUUUUUUUUUUCCUUGCUGAAGUAUGCUAUACCAAAAUAGUGUGUGGUUACCAUGAAUUAAUCUGUUAUGGAUGUUGCUCUAGUGACAUGCGGUUCUUGUAUUUGGUUUUUAAUUAACAAAACAAAAGAAGAAAAGAAAGAGAAAACACCACACUUGGUGUUUUACACGGUUAAUUGUUAAUUAAUGUUGUUCUUAAAAUGACUUUUUCCUUUUCUGUGCUUUCUUCUGUCAAACUCUACUGUGAGAUAUUUAAGAAUUGCUGUAAAAUCGGUGUUUGUUUUUCUUUCCUCCUCAGAAUCUGUUUCUGAUUCACUCAUUGCCUAUUCUUAUGAUUUCCGGUCUCUUUUGUUUUUCCUCGUCUACUGGUAUCUUCAAUGUGAGUCAUGUAGCGGUUGCACAAAAGAAACAUAAUGAUAAUAAUAAUGAUAACUUAAAAAAAUAAAUAAAAAUAAAAACAUGACUGUGCUCUUCUAA
This is a messenger RNA of Danio aesculapii, 2729 nucleotides long. It is a transcript of the gene ywhag1, whose product is annotated as 3-monooxygenase/tryptophan 5-monooxygenase activation protein, gamma polypeptide 1. Lineage: Eukaryota; Metazoa; Chordata; Actinopteri; Cypriniformes; Danionidae. Gene Ontology annotation, molecular function: protein kinase C binding. The transcript has 2 exons. The record is from RefSeq and is a predicted model, not a curated record. Gene Ontology annotation, cellular component: cytoplasm. Gene Ontology annotation, biological process: signal transduction. Bases 111 to 854 code for a protein of 247 amino acids.